Phytophthora infestans T30-4 is the source of this 2814-nucleotide messenger RNA. RefSeq names its product putative RabGAP/TBC domain-containing protein. Gene Ontology annotation, molecular function: protein binding. Bases 1 to 2814 code for a protein of 937 amino acids. The record is from RefSeq and is a predicted model, not a curated record. Lineage: Eukaryota; Oomycota; Peronosporomycetes; Peronosporales; Peronosporaceae. The transcript has a single exon.
AUGCUGCAUUACGCUGCAUACAAUGGCCGCUUGGAUGUGAUCAAAUGGCUGCUUAGGGAAGAUAAGCCGCGUCGUGGUGAGCUUGCAUUGACAGCGCUAGAUGUGACUGGAUACUCUGUUCUGCACUACGCCGCGAUGGCUGCACCACUGGAAGUCUGCGAAUGGUUAGUACUAGAAGCUCCAGGCCGCCAUCAACUGACUCUCACAGCACGUACAAAGGAGGGGAAGACAGCGUUGGAACUCGCAUCAACGCGUCCGGCUUCCAUUCGACAUUUCCUGGCUGAAAUCUCUCAAGUGCCUCGCGUGCCAUCAAAUUUGCGUUGUAUAGGUGCUGACACAACGUCGCUGGGGGUCAGCUGGAGUGUGGAGCCAGCUAGCAACGAUACCAGACUAGGGGAGGAAUUGAAGCCGAUGUAUUUCCAUUUGGAGGUGUGCAAGAAGCCUGUCAGUCUGUCUCGAGCCAGUGGGUUUCUCACGAUGCUCAUGCUCAUGCCCUCGACAUCACCAGGCAGUCCGCGAGCUCCAAGCGCGGUAUCAUCUGCGCUUCUGUCGGCAUCCUCUUUGCUGCAUUGGGAGCCAUUGGGCGUGUUAUUGCAGCCAGAGGCACGUGAGCACUGGUUGUGCUGCCUAGAAAGGGAUACAGAGUAUCUGGUACGCAUGCGUGCACGCAAUCGCAACGGCUUUAGCGGCUACACGGUACCAAAUCUCUCGGGCGUUUUCACGACUGGUGACGGUGGUCGGCGACGAAGUCUCUCGAGUCUCCAGCGGUUCUUUGGAGCCAUCAACGAGGAUCGUCCAGCUGAGUCCAUUGCUUUAUCAUUUAUUGGAGACUUGCACUUUGAGCUGCUGGAGGCUCGAGGUCUGCCGCGUUCUUCUCCCGUGGCAAUACCGACAAGCUCAAAUCUCACCAACAAGGCACCCCAGGAGCGCUAUUACGCUGUGGUUACGGUCGAAACACCUUCAACGCCUGAUGUUGCAUGCAGCGAAAGCUCCUGUAGCAGUACCAGAUUCAUUUACUGUGGGCGGUCGCAGCUUGCGACGCUGCAACACGACUUGGUUGUUACAGGGAGCCCACAGGUAUGGCGUCAUCCUCGAUUUUCCCUCAAAAGCGUAUUUCGAGCACCCGAAGCGCUGGCACUAACACAAGUGACAAUAGCAGUCCACCACGAAAGCCAGGACCAAAGGGAGUCGUGCUGUGUGGGUAAACUCUCGCUCUCUUUGCUGAGUCUGGUGCAAGGGAUGCCAGCCAAAAUGCAGUGGCUACCGCUGGUUAACGUGAUUAGUCCGGAGACGAAUGGGGGCUUGGUUCUCGUUCGCACAUUGUUUCUGCCGAAUGGGGUGUCUGCACUACCGCAUGCAACUCUACCAAACACUUGGCCAGCAACAGCAGAGGAGCUGCUGAGUGCAUCAGGGCAAGACGAUGACAGCGGGUCACCUCCUGGGUCCUCAUCCUCGACAGCGUCUACGUCAUCGUCGUCUUCGUCUUCGUCCCAGUUUUCACAUCCUUCAAUGCUCGUUGACAGUUUGGGCUUUGGGGUGUUUGACCCAGAGAUGAAACUGUGGAAUGGCGAGUGGCAACGAAGCAAGUCUGUGUCGGGUGUAACGAGGUCUUAUGCGUACUACAAACUUCUCAUAGAAGGCAUCGAGCAACAGCAAGAAAAGCGGUGGCGCUGUCUCCGAUGCAGCCUCCACACUUCAAACACAUUGGAGACGUGCAAUCUCACGGGAAUUCGAGGAGCACUGAGUAGGUCCCACAAUGUUCCCAUAGUGGCGAAUGACUUCGGAUUGUGCGUCUUUGAUGCAACUCGAAAGCGCGCAGUUGGAGAGCUGGCGUGGCAAGGUAUUCCAAUGUCGCGACGCCCCGAAGCGUAUACACAAAUGAGUGGAGCGCUGAUCACGAAGACUCACUACCCGGGGAACUAUUUCCUCAGCCUGAUAAAGCGUCUCGAAGACCCGACAGAUGAAGUUCAUUCUGGUGCCAUUGCCUCGCGUUUUUCGGUAGCUAAGAAGCAGAUCCAAGCGGACUUGAAGCGUACAUUUGCAGGCAACGACAAAUGUUGGCUCACAUCUCCAAUGGGGCAACAAUCUCUAGAGCGUGUGCUGCUGGCCUAUGCCUUGCACAACGAAUCUCUUGGUUACUGCCAGUCCAUGACUUUCGUCGUAGGGCGAUUGCUGUGCCUCUACCACUCUCAACGACCAAAAUCAUCCGAUGACCCCUUCCAAGUCGAGGAGCGAGUAUUCUGGCUCCUCCACGUGAUCUGCGAAGACCUUUUCCCGUCGUAUUACACACAAGGAAUGACGGGGCUACACGUGGACGGUGGUGUGCUCGAGAAGCUCAUACGGAUGCGGCUUCCGAAGUUGCAUCGGCAUUUCCAGCGGCUCCACCUCCCGCCAAUGGGUCUUGUACUCGUGACGCAAUGGCUGCUACCUCUUUGCUGUGCUGCUUUCCCAAGCGAGACCACCUUCCGGUUCCUGGACGUUCUCUUCCUUGAAGGAUCUUCAGUCGUCUUCGCGAUGGCCAUAGCUCUACUUCGCAUUUCGCAGCAUGAAUUGCUAGCUCAGAACGUGGAUUGCAGUCAGCUUUUUCGCUUCAUUCGAGCUCGCGACCAGCGUCUUCACGACGCUCCGUUGCUGCUGGAAGUGGCGUACCAAGAACAUCAAGUGCUAAGCCCACAAAUUGGUUCUCUGCGACAGAAUGUUGCUCAAGAGCUUGGCAUCUAUAAAGGCGAAAAUGUACAAGUAGCCAAGCCGAUGAAGUUGUCGAGUCUCCCGGUCGAUGAGCUGCGACCAGGAGACGUGGAAAUUCACAUCUAA